This is a messenger RNA of Esox lucius (northern pike), 6474 nucleotides long. RefSeq names its product solute carrier family 39 member 10 (gene slc39a10). Gene Ontology annotation, cellular component: membrane. The transcript has 13 exons. Bases 411 to 3017 code for a protein of 868 amino acids. Gene Ontology annotation, molecular function: zinc ion transmembrane transporter activity. Gene Ontology annotation, biological process: zinc ion import across plasma membrane; positive regulation of B cell receptor signaling pathway; intracellular zinc ion homeostasis. NCBI's taxonomy places the organism in Eukaryota, Metazoa, Chordata, Actinopteri, Esociformes, Esocidae. The record is from RefSeq and is a predicted model, not a curated record.
UUCGGCCCCUUCAGUGCUGCUGAGGUCAAUGCGGGUCACAAUGUCAUUACCGCCCCAGGACUAAACUCUCUCGUGUUUUCUGUCUUCCUCAUUUGCAAAUUUGUCAUUGCGUGAACUGCGUAUUCCAGAAUACACCAUUUUCCACGUCCCUACGAAAGAUUCGUAAUAGGCUAUGGUGAAUGGUAUUUGCGCAAACCACUGACCCUUUUGUGCGUCGCUUCUCAGUGAACGGAUUUUUUUUGGUACCGAGCGGAGAGGGGAUGCACACGGCACUCGAGUGAGGUCAGCUGAUCCUCAAAUAUCAUUGUCAGAUUAAUCAGCUCCUCAACUGGAAAAGUCCAUAGUGUCGGGAUUGAGGUCUCAAGGCAGGACAAUAUUAUUACGUUAAACGGAAGAAAGCGCCCUUGGAUAUGGGGUCUCAUAGCGGAGAAACAAUGCGGGUCCAUGUGCACACCACAUUCUGCUUCCUGUGCGUGCUCACAUUCCUCUUUCACCAGUGCAGCCACUGCCAUGGCGACGGCCACCACCAUAACCACGGUCAUCAUGACCUUAGCCAUGGCGGUGCCGGCAACCAUGAUGGUCAUGAGCAUGCCCACAAUGACCUGCAAAUCUCCCAGGAUCCUUACACUGGCGGAGGACAAAGGUUAGGCGGAGGUUCUGGCCAGGUGCUAGCGCAGGAACAGCACUUCUACAUUCAGGAACUUUUCCAGCGCCAUGGCCAUCGUGACCAACUGGAUUUCCGUGGCUUUCAGAGCCUGCUGGUCAGCCUAGGUCUAGGUGUGGUGAAAGUGGUGGGCAUGGAACAUGAUGACCACGACCAUGUUGCCCACCUGGAUCUGCUGGAGGUCCAGGAGGGCCUCCACUCUCACUUGCCAACCCAUGAAGGGCCAGGUCAUGGGCACGGACACCAGCAUCCACGGGGGAAAUCCCACUUACACCCCCACCAUCCACACACAGAGCCGGGGCCGACGCACUCCACGUGCCACCAUCUGGCAACCGGUGUUAGUCCCACCGAUGACGGUGGUUCACUGGAGCUUGACCACAACCAUGACCUCGACCUCAGUCUGGUGAAAGAUGAUAACCUUGAUCAUGACCACGAACACAUCCAUAUUCAUGACCACGAUCAUAAACAUGACCACGAAAUGGAGCACAAACAUGAACAGCUCAACCAGGAUGACCAUAGCAACAAGACUCACCAUGAUCACGACCACAGCCAUGACACUGAUCACAAACCCCACACACCUCACCAUCCUUCCCAAAACAGCACAGACAACGCAGACAGUCCUUCAGCACAUCAAGGAGAGCCUCCCACUGCCCUAUCACAGGCCCUCAAGGUUCAACCAAUGGCCAAAGCCACAGGUAGUGCAGCAGAUCCCAUGGACAAGAACUCCGCCCCAACCACUGCCACUACCGACUCCAAGCGGAUGAGAACCAGAAAACCCAAAGGGAGUAAAGGUCUGCGACCCCGAAACAGUCAUGAACAUGGCCACGGUCCUGCACCCAAGGCCAAGAGGGCGGUGGCUCCAGUGAACCCAACGUUACAAGUGCCUGCCCUGCCCGGGCAUCCGGAAGGCAAGACUCAUAAGCAUGAGGAGUGUCUCAAUCUGACCCAGCUUCUCAACCACUAUGGCCUCAGUCCCGAUUCGCGCAUCUCGCCCAACCAGUUUACAUACCUGUGCCCGGCCCUGCUCUACCAGAUCGACAGCCGCGCCUGCAUCCGCCACUAUCACCAGGUGGACGUGGAGCAGGCAGCCUUAGAAACAGCCAACUCCGCGUGGGUCUGGAUGUGGGGCUUUGUCUCCAUCACCAUCAUCAGCCUGCUGUCCCUGCUGGGUGUAAUCCUGGUGCCCAUCCUGAACCAGGGUUGCUUCAAGUUCCUGCUCACUUUCCUGGUGGCCCUGGCCGUGGGCACGCUCAGCGGUGACGCCCUGCUCCAUCUGCUGCCACACUCUCAAGGUGAGCAUGAUCAUGGUCACGGUGAGUCAGGAAACUCAAGUGACACCGAAGAGGUGGACAUGCUCACUGCUUUCGAUGGGGUCUGGAAAGGCCUGACGGCGUUGGCCGGAAUCUACCUCCUCUUCAUCAUUGAGCACUGCCUCGGCAUGUUCAAACACUACAAAGAUGCCGGGGGCACCUUCUGUCGCAGGAAGAGGAAGGGUGAGGAGGCCAAGAUUGGCAGGAAGCUGUCAGACCACAAGCUGAACCGGCGCUCGGACGCAGAUUGGCUUCACCUCAAGCCACUGACCGAAGGUGAGCAGACAGGUUCGGACAGCACGGCCAUCUCCUGUGAUAACGGCCACAACGACACCCAGCUCAGCGAGCUCCAGCCACUCGACUCAUCCAGCAACAACACGCCGCUGGCAUCUGCUGACUCCGGGUCAGACUCGAUUGCAAAAGAGAAUGGGCGCCGGCCCAAAAAACACCGCCACGGGCACAGCCACGGCGGGCACCUUAAUGGAGGUGGGCACGGGCACUCGCAUGGCGGGAACUGCCAUUCAGACCAAGAGAUGAAAGACGCAGGCAUCGCCAGCAUUGCCUGGAUGGUCAUCAUGGGUGACGGCAUGCACAACUUCAGCGACGGCUUGGCCAUAGGUGCUGCCUUCAGUGCAAACAUCACAGGUGGCAUCAGUACAUCGGUCGCGGUAUUCUGCCACGAGUUGCCUCAUGAACUGGGGGACUUUGCGGUGCUGCUGAAGGCCGGCAUGUCGGUGAAACAGGCCAUCGUAUAUAACCUACUGUCUGCCCUCAUGGCCUACGUGGGCAUGGUGAUCGGCACAGCCGUGGGCCAGUACACACACAAUGUCACCAGCUGGAUCUUUGCAGUCACCGCUGGCAUGUUCCUCUAUGUGGCCCUCGUGGACAUGUUACCAGAGAUGCUCCACGGUGACAGUGAAGAACACAAGCGCUGUCAGCUGGGACACUUUGUCCUGCAGAACCUGGGACUGCUCACGGGAUUUUCCAUCAUGCUGCUCAUUGCCAUCUUCGAAGACCAGAUCGUCUUCGACUUCGGCUUCUAGCCGCGGGGGGGUGGCCUGUAGGGUCAGGUUGGGACGAGGGGGGGAGGAAUGUGAGACUGUGUAGUGGUACUCAUGCUUUUUGGCCUUAAAAUGUGCUUUGUUUCUUGUGUGGUCGUCCGAUGUCCCGCAUGCGUGGCGGUCAGUCAUGCUCCCUGUGCCUGCAUUCCCAAAAUCAGAAGCGGGGGCAUAUACACGAGUCUCAUGAUCAUGCAGUCAGAUGAUGUUUACACUUUUGCCCCCACCCAUCCCUUCUAACUCUUCGUAUCUCAUUGCUUAUUCCUUUUCAGCUCACUUUCAACCCCAUGCUACUAUGUCUUGCUAGCUGAUUGGGACAGAUCAUGUUGUAUUGAUGUUGUAUUGGAGGAAAUCCUCUAGGUUACGCAACACUUUGGAUAUAACAAAUCAACAGGCGUGUCAUAUUCAUACUGGUCUAAAUAUCCAACAAGACGAAAGUUCACGUCUUCGGCUGAGCCUCAGUAAUCAACAGGUGUGCGCCACUGCUUCUGGGCGUCCGUCUGUGAACAAAAGCAGGUCCUCACCUGUCUUGAUGAAAUGGCUGACUCCUAACCUGGAGAAGUCAGCCCCAGACUGCUACCCACCAGCUCAGGGCCCUCCCCUGCAGAGAGGCAUCUGUCAUGGCCCAACAGCCCUCUGUUCAUCCAUCAUAGCCCUGUGCAGUGCGUCACCAACAACGUCCCCCCCAUCCCUUUAAUUUGUCAUGAACCCUGCGGUGUGUUCCAUUAUCCAUGCCUAGUGUACCUGCGGCGUCUUUCCAAUUGCCAACAUCCAUCAUAAACUCAUGAUGCGUGUCCCACUGCGACUCAGCGUCUAGUGUCUCACACCGUGGCGAUGUCAAGACCAGGCCACUGCGGUUAGCUUGCACAAGUACCACACUUAGAGUAGCUCAGCCCCAGCCAGUCCAUAGACUCACAAGUGUUUAAAGGAAGCGGUCCUAAAGCCCACAAUGUUUUCGACAGGUAUUGUAUGCCCUCCACAAAGACCUGUGGACAACAACUUUUAUUUUGUCCAAAUAAAAUGUGAACGCUACUACCCCAACCUUACAAGAGAGAUCAACUAUAACAGCUUAGUGUUCAUUUGCGGCAUUUUGUUGAUACGUAUUUAUUUAUUUUUUGCCUCGCCUCAAUGGUGGAUUUGAGAAGUAUCAAAGGUACACAAUUCUUCAUAGUGCUAUGAAAGAAAAACACUAGGCGCUCAUGCCCCUAGUCAUUUGCCUUUCAGUGUGUAUUAAAGACUGAUGUUCAAUGUAGAUUUCACAGCGCUCAAGUGAAGGGAAUAUCUGGUCAGUUUUCACAAUGAAGAAGGUUGAAGCAUGAAGCUAACUUUUAUGCUGUUUUGGUCCUGUAGCUAACAGAUGUUAGUGGAUUGAAGCGCACCCAUUCACAUACUCUAUAUGAUCAUGUGAGAAUGAAGUUUUGCAUCAUGCUUAUCUCAAUAUCUGCAGUGUGGCUCAUGGCGUCGUAAAAUAGAAAGUCUACCCUUUAAUAUUAUUUGGGGAGGGAGGGGGGUUAUGAAAUAUUGCCCAACCACUGCAUUUGUAGGGCUGAAAGUUUAGCCUGUAAACCAAAAUAAUUUUUUUGUGUAUGAAGCCCUAAGUCUUAUGUAAAUUGAGAUGGUAUUGUUUCUGUCUGUGUUGAGAAGAGAACAGUGUUGUUUUUUGUUUACUACAUUGAGGGCACCAUUUUUUUUUUUUUUUGCCAAAAACAGGAAAUGCAUUGUUGUAUUUGUUUUCUUUGAAAUCUCCAUUUUAUAGAUCUUGGCACAAUUACCCCUGUUGUUAAGUCAGCAAGAUUGAAAACAAAUGAUGCACAAUCUGAUUAUUAAAUGGGGAAUAAAACGUCUUUCCUUACUAAAUCAACCAUGUUAAGACUGUUUUCGGCUUAAGUACAGGAACCCGAGAAACUGUAGUGCCAAUGGUAUUCCUGCUUUACGUUUUUUCCUUGUAAAACAAAGUCUGAGAUGUUUGGUCAAUGUGUUGUGUAUAACUCCUCCCAAUUCUGUGGAAGAAAAGUACUUGUAUCAAAGAAUACGUUUUCAUGCGUCAUUGUGAAAUUGACAAUCCGGAAAAGACCAAGCAUGUCACUGCCCUUUUAUCACUGCUAAAAUAUGAUUUAUGUCUCUAUUAUUUGAGUACCUACCAAUUAGCACACUUUGCACUUCUAUUUGAUAUGUCUCAAUAAAACCACAAAACUAGUCAUUAGGCUUUCCUUUGAUAGAUUAUUUUUAACAAUCAUUAGUUUGAUAUUUUGGGUUUAUUGGGUGUAUGUUAUAAGACGCCACACCGACUGUGCCAAAAGUGGCCCACUUGGGGUUUUCUUUACCGUCAUUUUGUGCUUGCCGUUGCUUCCGGACAUUCCAUUGGCUGUCUGCUGCUCGGGUGUCAAGCAAGCCAUCCAGGCUGCUUCACCUGGGCUGAAUUCCGAUUCAUUGAAGUUAACGUGUGAAAUUCACUCCACCUAAAAAACUGUUUGAGAUGUUACCCGUAAAUUCUAUUCUGAUUUACUUUAAGGGCAGGUUUUUGUUGCUAUGCCCUCAAGUCUCACUUUUACUAUAUAAUCCUAAAGCUGAAAUUACCCACAGUCCACCAGUUAUUCUCCUUCAGGGGAAUCGGAAUUCAGCCCUGCUGUGCUGGAGCACAUUGAAAUGUGCAACCUUCAUUUAUCCUGUCACUGUGUGACAUCCAUCGUCUUGUCUUAUCGGCUGUGACUCAUCGUCAAUCACAUUAAACUAAUGUACUUGAUCAGAUCGAAUCAUGCAUGAGGCAUGAGUGAAAUGGAACAGGAAAAUGUUUUUAAUGUAAUUGUUUCUCUGCUUUUGUAUAGAAAAUAUGAAGAUAAAAGCAUAGUCAAAACCUUUGUUACAGUUAGUGUGAGGAAAAUAGCAACUGUAGACAAUUCAUUCUUUGAAGUUUGCUGAAACUGCUGAAUUUAUCAUUUCCAUUCCUAUAUUUUGUACAACACUGACUGAAUGUUCAGCUAAGUGUAACUUAUCACAGAUCUGUAAUUGCAUUCAUAGUGUAAUUUAAUUCAAAUCAAAUACUGUAAGUUGACCUGUAAUUGAAGUAUCAUAGUAGUCCUUUUGAUAAGUUGCCCUUGUUCAAGGGCUGGAAAGGAGCUCACUAAUGUUACUACAUGCUUCCUACAAUCAAUUGUUCAUGUAUUGAAGAGAGUUUAACAAGUGUCAAGUUCAUGUAUUGAAGAGAGUUUAACAAGUGUCAAAUUGCCAUUUCAAUGCCCCAAGGAAUUUCUGAAUAUCUUUACUAAACUAUUUGCAACAAAUCUGAAAUUAUGAAGGUCUAUGGUUGUAUGGUUUUUGAUUUAAUACACUGUUUACAUACCUAGAUAUCAAAAUUGAGUAAUUGCAUUUAUCAUCCUUGCUGAUUGUCUGUGUGUUUGUCCAGUCAGGAAAGAAUAAUAAAGUUUGCAAAGAGGCCCUUUUG